Molecule: messenger RNA, 1191 nt
Organism: Eimeria acervulina
Lineage: Eukaryota; Apicomplexa; Conoidasida; Eucoccidiorida; Eimeriidae
Exons: 1
Coding region: 1-1191 (396 amino acids)
Biological process (GO): nuclear polyadenylation-dependent mRNA catabolic process; exonucleolytic trimming to generate mature 3'-end of 5.8S rRNA from tricistronic rRNA transcript (SSU-rRNA, 5.8S rRNA, LSU-rRNA); U4 snRNA 3'-end processing
Cellular component (GO): nuclear exosome (RNase complex); cytoplasmic exosome (RNase complex)
Source: RefSeq, a predicted model, not a curated record
AUGGGUGACUGUGAUUUGCUGCGCCGUGUCUGUCCCCGCUCUUUCAUUGCCCCUUUUCUUCAACGACGAGUUAGGCCUGAUGGCAGGAGACUCUGGGAGGCACGCCCCUUUGAAUUGCAUGCAGCAGGUUUAGAUAGAGUUAUUUGCUGCAGCAAAGGAGACACAGGAGACACCCCUGUCGGGCCUCCUCUUGCUGCUGCACAUGCAUCUGCUGCUGUACGAGCAGGGGCAGACUGGUGGUUUGCUGCUGUCGAAUGCAAACUCGGGCCCCCAGUACCCUUGCCUCCCCCCAGCAGCAGCAACAGCAGCAGCAGCAGCAGCAGCAGCAGCAGCAGCAGCAGCAGCAAUGAUGAUGAGCGUUGGGGAGGCAAAGUCUUAGUUUCUGUGGAGAUGCCUCGCAUAUGCGGCUGCCCCUCAGAAGACACGUUAGGUACAGCUCGUGAGGUGUCUAGGCACCUAACAGCUCUCUUUAAUAAUCCUGAUGUCUUCAACUGCUCUCAACUCAAAUUCAAUGGAGAUGCAGCAGCAGCAGCUGCAGAAGCAGCAGCAGCAGCUGCUGCUGCUGCUGGUAAGAGCACCAGCAGCAAAAACAGCGACAGCAACAGCAGCAGCAACAGCAGCAUCGACAGCAGCGACAGCAGCAGCAGCAGCAGCAACGAUGAUGAAGCAGAGAUAAAGUUCUACUGGCACAUAGAUAUACGCAUUGCAUGCAUUCAAUCGGGAGGAAGUGUAGUUAGAGCUGCAGCUCUUGCUGCUGUUGCUGCUCUUAGCUGUCUCCGUCUGCCUGAUGUAGAGUGGGACCCCCAAAGGAAGUGGUGGGCCUUCUUGCCUCCUCCUUCUUCUCCUGCUGCUGCUGCUAACAGCAGCAGCAACAGCAGCAGCAGCAGCAGCAGCAGCAGCAGCAGCAGCUGUGGGGUGGUAAGGGGUAAGAGAGUAGUGCUGAAUGCUUUACCUGUCUCCUUAACUGCCUGUCACGUAUUAGAAAGCACUUGGGUGUUGGAUCCUACUGAAGAAGAGAGACAGCUAGGCCCAACUGUUGAUUUUCUAUCAAUUAAAGAAGGAGACACCCCGUUGCUUCACAAACUGCAGGGGCCCCCCUUAGACCCCGUCCUGCUGCAGCAGCUGCAAACUGCUGCUGCACAGGCACUCGAAGACACACGCAAACAACUCGCUGAGGCAAUUUCAAUCUAA